Talaromyces atroroseus is the source of this 1326-nucleotide messenger RNA. RefSeq names its product Oxygen-dependent coproporphyrinogen-III oxidase. The record is from RefSeq and is a predicted model, not a curated record. Lineage: Eukaryota; Fungi; Ascomycota; Eurotiomycetes; Eurotiales; Trichocomaceae. The coding region runs from base 1 to 1326 and encodes 441 amino acids. The transcript is spliced from 2 exons. Gene Ontology annotation, molecular function: coproporphyrinogen oxidase activity. Gene Ontology annotation, cellular component: cytoplasm; mitochondrial intermembrane space.
AUGGCCACGACCACUCGCCUCUAUAGGCCUCUAACCAGGCUGGCGCCGAAUCCAAGGUCCGCGCAAGUAGCAUUGCGACUAUCAGGCCGCAAUGCCAGGUACUACAGCUCCAAGCAAGACCCGAAACAGACAUUCACAAUUUGGAGGCCAUGGCUUCGACUGUCGAUUGGGAUUCCCUUCAUUGGAGCGUUGAUUUAUUCGAUGGUCACGGAAAAUGUCACAGAGACAGAAGCCCCGACAAUUGCCGAAAUUGAUCGAGCUCUCAAGGAGAAAUCACCAGUCAACGACGAUUCGCCGAUGCGCUUGCGGAUGGAGAAACUGAUCAAAGAGCAUCAGAAAAAAAUCACAGAAGAGCUGAGCAGAAUUGACGGGAAGGCCUUCAAAGCCGAUACAUGGACACGUCCGAAUGGUGGUGGAGGCAUAUCCUGCGUGCUCCAGGAUGGAAACGUAUUCGAAAAGGCCGGAGUGAACGUCUCGGUGGUUUACGGUGAACUUCCUCGACCAGCCAUUGAGAAGAUGCGCGCCGACCAUAAAUCGUUCGUUGGCGCAAAUGUUGAUUCUCUAAGUUUCUUUGCCGCGGGUCUGUCGUUGGUGUUGCACCCUCACAAUCCCAAUGCGCCAACAGUGCAUCUCAACUAUCGCUACUUUGAAACAUCGGAUCCAAAAGACCCUAUUAAUGGGGAUAGGAAUUGGUGGUUUGGCGGGGGUACGGAUCUGACUCCAUCCUAUCUCUACCCGGAGGAUUGCAAACAUUUUCACCAAACUAUCAAGGAUGUCUGCGACCGCCAUGAUAGCUCAUACUACCCUCGAUUCAAGGCAUGGUGUGACAAAUACUUCUACAUCCCCCACCGUGGCGAGGCGCGAGGCGUCGGCGGUAUCUUCUUUGACGAUCUCGACGCACAUUUCUUAAAAAGCUCAUCGUCGUCGUCUCAAAACCCACAGGAAACGCUAUUUUCCUUCGUCAGCGAUGCUUUGGCCUCUUUCCUGCCUUCAUAUGUCCCCAUUCUAGAGCGCAGGAAAGACAUGCCGUAUACAGCCAAGCAGAAGGAGUGGCAACAACUUCGGCGAGGCCGAUACGUGGAGUUCAAUCUUGUCUAUGACCGGGGUACUAGCUUUGGUCUCCGAACCCCCAAUGCGCGCGUUGAGAGUAUCCUGAUGAGUUUACCGCGCACCGCAAGCUGGGCGUAUAUGGAUCCGGUUUCAGGGACAAGAACCGAGACCUCCAAGCUUGAAGGCGCUGACUUGGACGCCGCCGAGCAUGCCGAAGAGAAUGCUAGAGAACGAGAGUUGUUAGAUGUUUUGAAGCAUCCUCGACAAUGGGCCUAG